AUGGCUCCAGCCCUGAUUGCUGCAAUUGACUUGAGCCAACACGCAGAAUCUACAAAAGGCCUCAAUUCCCAGGCCCUGUCCUUCGUAGGCAAUGUCUCGGCUCGCAUCACUGACGACACAGUCGACCAAGCCCUAUCCCACCUGCAACAGUCUGUAGGCCGCUUCGCCAACUACCUCAAUGUCGCCUCGGUUACCUCCACGGACGACAUCGUCUCCCUGCUCGAUGCAGGCGCCGCAAAGGUCUUCGUCAACCGUGCCCAGCUCAAUGAGCUUAUGUCCAAGAACAUCGAUCAGGAGAGGAUGGUGCUGAUCCUGCCUGGAAACACCAAAGAGGAAGUCAUAGACGCAAUUGCGGGUACACAGGUUGACAUCUACUCGCAUGAGAUUGACGACAUGGCCCUGGUCGAGGCAUGGCUGAAGGAAUAUGGAACGGAUAGACCGGACGUCUUUGUAUCCUUCGCAAAACCCGACUUGGAGAGCGUCGUGAAGUUUUCGAAGCUCUCGGCCAUCCCCAUCGUACCUGCCGAAUUUCUCACAGUCGAUGCGCAGAAGGAACCCGAAGCGUUGAGCGUCGCGAAGCUUCUGAUGGCCAACGCGACAAGCGACCGACCCGACGGCUUGUUUACUACCCUUGUAACUGACGAGCGAGGCGUUGCGCUAGGGUUGGUGUACAGCAGCGAGGAAAGUGUGGCCGAAAGUCUUAGGACUGGAAGGGGGGUGUACCAGAGUCGGAAGCGGGGGUUGUGGUACAAGGGCGAGAGCAGUGGAGACGUUCAAGAACUUGUUUCUUUGUCGCUGGACUGCGACAACGACUGUCUGCAGUUUGUGGUGCGACAAAAAGGUAGAGGCUUCUGUCACCUGGCCACGCCGACCUGCUUUGGCCAGUACAGCGGUCUCUCGCGCCUCCAGAAAACACUUCAGAGCCGCAAAGCCUCGGCACCAGAGGGCUCAUACACUGCACGACUUUUCAACGACACCCAACUCUUGAGAGCUAAGAUUCUUGAAGAAGCUACUGAACUCUGCGAUGCGACAACAAAGCAAGAUAUUGCUUUCGAAGCUGCCGACCUCUUCUAUUUUGCCUUGACCAAAUGCGUAUCUGCGGGGGUGUCUUUGGAAGAUGUAGAACGCAACCUUGACGCAAAGAGUAUCAAGGUGAAGAGGCGGAGAGGUGAUGCCAAACCUGCCUUCGCAGCUCAGGCUGCAGCCACCAACGGCACGAGUAAUGGUACUACGAACGGCACUACGAAUGGCUCAAGUACCAGUGAAGCGGUCAAGGAAGCCGCUUCAGUACCUAAGAGUAAAGACGAUCCUGCUGGAUUGAAGGACGGUCGCAUUGCCAUGAAGCGAUACUUUACCGCCAAGGAAUCUCCUGAAACUAUAUCAGCUGCGUUGCAGCGACCGUCGCAGAAAUCGAGUGAAAAGAUUGUGGCCAUUGCUCAGCCCAUCAUUGAGGCAGUCAGGACAAGAGGAGAUGCGGCAUUGCUAGAAUAUACCCACAAGUUCGAAAAGGCGACCUCACUAACAUCUCCGGUUCUGAACGCACCUUUCCCCGAGGAACUCAUGCAGCUGGCUCCAGAGACCCGCAAAGCGAUUGAUAUUUCAUUUGAAAACAUCCGCAAGUUUCAUGCUGCUCAAAAGGAAGAUAAGCCAUUGAGAGUCGAGACGAUGCCUGGAGUGGUGUGCUCACGUUUCUGCCGGCCAAUCGAGAGAGUCGGCCUCUAUGUGCCUGGCGGCACUGCUGUCCUUCCAUCCACUGCGCUUAUGCUCGGCGUGCCGGCCAUGGUCGCUGGUUGCAAAAAGAUUGUUCUUGCAACACCACCUCGAGCCAAUGGCAAAGUCACCCCCGAGGUUGUCUAUGUUGCUCACAAAGUUGGUGCGGAGGCCAUUGUGCUCGCAGGCGGAGCGCAAGCUGUCGCAGCAAUGGCUUAUGGUACCGAGAGCGUGUCCAAAGUGGAUAAGAUUCUUGGUCCUGGUAACCAGUUUGUCACUGCGGCAAAGAUGUUCGUCUCAAAUGACACCAAUGCUGGUGUAAGCAUCGACAUGCCCGCAGGCCCCAGCGAGCUCCUUGUUAUUGCGGAUGCAGAUUCAAACCCAGCCUUCGUUGCUUCAGAUCUGCUAAGUCAAGCUGAACACGGCGUGGAUUCCCAAGUUAUUUUAAUCGCAGUUGGUCUCAACGAGACUCAACUUGGUGCUAUCGAAGAUGCGAUUCACAACCAAGCGAUUGCACUUCCUCGGGUUGAUAUUGUCAGGGGCGCCAUUGAGCAUUCGAUUACACUGGUGGUAGACACUAUGGAGGAAGCAAUGGAUCUGAGCAACCAAUACGCGCCAGAGCAUCUAAUCCUACAGGUCGAGGAGGCGGAGCGCGUUGCCGAGCUGGUCGAGAAUGCUGGCAGUGUGUUCAUUGGACAAUGGACGCCAGAGAGUGUCGGUGACUACUCUGCAGGCGUCAAUCACUCGCUCCCAACCUACGGAUAUGCGAAACAGUACUCUGGUGUGAACCUCGCCUCCUACGUCAAACACAUUACCAGCUCUCACCUCACCAGAGAAGGUCUGGAGAAUGUUGGCGCUGCUGUCAUGGAGCUCGCCCGCGUGGAGGAGUUGGAGGCUCAUCGACGCGCCGUCAGUCUGCGUCUUGGUGUAGCUUAA
Messenger RNA from Dothidotthia symphoricarpi CBS 119687, 2646 nucleotides. Its product is annotated as histidine biosynthesis trifunctional protein. The transcript has 2 exons. Gene Ontology annotation, cellular component: cytoplasm. Gene Ontology annotation, biological process: L-histidine biosynthetic process. Lineage: Eukaryota; Fungi; Ascomycota; Dothideomycetes; Pleosporales; Dothidotthiaceae. Bases 1 to 2646 code for a protein of 881 amino acids. Gene Ontology annotation, molecular function: NAD binding; phosphoribosyl-ATP diphosphatase activity; phosphoribosyl-AMP cyclohydrolase activity. The record is from RefSeq and is a predicted model, not a curated record.